UUGGAGUCCGAGGUCAAAGUCCGGUGCGCUGGGAAGCCGGCUUCCGGAGUCCGCUGUCGUCUCCGGGGCUUAGCCGCGUGGGAGCAGUGGGAGAGAUGAGGCAGAAGCAUUACCUUGAGGCUGCGGCGCGGCAACUAUACGAGAGCUGUCCGGGCCAGGCCCGGUAUCUCCUCUGGGCCUACAGUUCGUCACACGAUGAUAACACUUUUGAAGGAACAUGUCCAUACUGUUUCCAGUUGCUGGUCUCGGAUAACUCUCGAGUGCGCCUCAAACCCAAAUCCAAACUGACACCCAAAAUACAGAAACUUCUUAACCGAGAGGCAAGAAAUUGUACACUCAAUUUUAAAGAAGCAAAAAUUGUGAAAAAAUACAAAGACUCCAGAAGUGUAUUGUUGAUUACUUGUAAAACAUGCAACAGAACAGUUAAACAUCAUGGUAAAAGUAGAAGCUUUCUAUCCACACUGAAGAGCAGUCCUACCACUCCUACGACUAAACUCAGCCCGAAGACACCAGAGAGAAAGACUCCGAGUUCCACAAACCUAAAUCACACGUGUGGUUCCAAAGGCAAGAAGCCAGCCUUUGUAUUCAGGACACCGACAUCUGGACAGUCAACACCCACCUGCUCAAAUAGUGUGAGCAAAACUAAGAAACACUUCUCUAAAUUAAAAUUGUUGCUUAGUCGGAGUGAAUCCCAAAAGAAUUCAAAGGUGGACUUCAGAAAUUUCUUAUUGUCUUUGUAAAGGAUAGUCUGUGAAAUAAAUGUUUUGUUUUGUUUU
This is a messenger RNA of Panthera uncia (snow leopard), 776 nucleotides long. It is a transcript of the gene RMP24, whose product is annotated as chromosome D3 C18orf21 homolog. NCBI's taxonomy places the organism in Eukaryota, Metazoa, Chordata, Mammalia, Carnivora, Felidae. The coding region runs from base 96 to 740 and encodes 214 amino acids. The record is from RefSeq and is a predicted model, not a curated record. The transcript is spliced from 5 exons.